AUGAGUAAAGAGCAGAAGAAAGACGACAGCAAAAAGAAGAAACGAGUAGUUGUGAGUCCGCCAUGCCCUGCAUCUGUUUCCACGGGCUAUGUGAUUAUCCGUGGAGUCCUUCAGGGAUUGGUUGGAGCUAGUAUGGACGAAGCAGCUGUCAGUUUGAUGCAACCAACCUUUAUCAAGGAGAAAGCUCCGACUGGUAAAUUUUCCAUGAACCUGGGGAAGAAACUGGGAUCUUGUGAAUUGGAUCUCCCAGAGACAAGUGAAGGGAAAAAUGCGCUCUGGGAAGCAUUGGACGCUGCUCUAGUCAGAGUCAUUUCAGAGAACAAACCAAUAUCAUGUUUUUCUCUGCCGAAGGAUGAGGCCUUGAGCAAAUAUGGUUCCGGAAUUCUGAAUGGUGGUAUUUCAAAGAAGAUUCCUGACACAUUGACAUUGGCAUCAAUUGAUGGAAUCGUCCUUUGUGUCCCCCCAAGUGUCCCGUUCGCAACCACAGGUAGCAUCAAAAAGGUUUCCAUUGAUUUGAAGCAAUCUGGAAUCACCUGUGGCAAGAAAGCUCGCAAGGCAGAAGUUUCCAUUAAAUUCAAUGUCGACGAACAGGGUGAUGAGCAAAUGGUAUCAAGCUGCACUGACAGACCAGUAGAUGAUGCAGCAAUCCAAAGCCUAAGAGCGAAUAAGAUUGGCGUUCUGGAGGGAAAAUCCCUUGUGACUGCUGCCGAAGAGGAAAAACCACCUGUCAACGAGGGAACGAGAAGCACCGAACAAAAGGACGAAGAAAUGGUAGUGAAUGCUUGGGAAGUGAAGGGAAAGAUCGAUUAUAACAAGCUUGUGGAUCAGUUCGGAUCUACUCUCAUUGAUAAGAACCUCAUGACAAGAAUUGAAGCAGCAACUGUCGGCAAAGGCAACAUUGAUAAGAUUCACCGAUUUCUGAGACGUGGCAUUUUCUUCUCACAUCGUGAUAUGAAUGGAAUACUGGACAAUAUUGAAAAGGGGCAGCCGAUGUAUCUAUACACCGGUCGAGGCCCAUCCUCAUCGGCCAUGCAUCUGGGUCAUUUGGUCCCUUUCCUAUUUACAAAGUGGUUGCAGGAUGCUUUCAAGGUUCCACUUGUAAUCCAGAUGACUGAUGAUGAAAAGUUUUUGUUCAAAGGAGAAUUCACCGCCGAAAAUGGUGACAACUUGGACCACUAUGCUAGUUUGACACUAGAGAAUGCUCGUGAUAUUAUUGCCUGCGAGUUUGACUACGAGAAGACUUUCAUCUUCUCCGACUUGGACUACGUUGGACGAAUGUAUCCCAACAUUGUUCGAAUCUGGAAGGCUGUGACAACAAACACUGUGAACGGUAUCUUCGGAUUUGAUGGAAGUUCCAACAUUGGUAAAAUUGCUUUUCCCGCUAUUCAAGCGGCGCCGUCGUUUGCUUCCAGUUUCCCUGUUGUGUUGGGUGGUACACGCGAUUCUAGAGACUGUUGUUUGAUUCCAUGCGCCAUUGAUCAAGAUCCGUACUUCCGGAUGACGAGAGAUGUUGCCCACAAGAUGGUAUCCGGAGAUCACGGUCUUGGAGGGAAACCAUCGCUUAUCCACUCGAAAUUUUUUCCACCGCUCCAAGGUGCCACCGGGAAAAUGAGCAGUUCUGAUUCCAAUUCUGCCAUCUUCUUGACGGACACCCCAGAGGAGAUUGAGCGAAAAAUCAAGUCGUUUGCAUUUUCCGGUGGGCAAGAGACAAAGAAACUCCAAGAAGAACACGGUGCCAACUUGGAUCUUGACGUGAGUUAUCAGUGGUUGAGGUUUUUCUUGGAGGACGACGAGCUCUUGGAAAAGAUUGGAAAGGACUACGGCUCUGGUAGUGGGGAAUAUUGGAGCACCGGAAAGGUAAAAGCCAAGCUCAUCGAAGUUUUGAAGGAACUGGUUGCAGCUCACCAAGAGCGAAGAUCCAAGAUUACUGACGAAGAAGUUAAAAAAUGGAUGACGGAGCGUUGUAUUGCCAUCGCCAAGUAG
Cylindrotheca closterium is the source of this 1983-nucleotide messenger RNA. Lineage: Eukaryota; Bacillariophyta; Bacillariophyceae; Bacillariales; Bacillariaceae. The record is from the annotation of a GenBank genome assembly.